CCAUAGAACAGAGAACAGACCCUACAGUCACAGAGUUACAUUUAGCUAAAGACAAGCAGCAUUUCGUCACUCUCCAUUAAACCCUCUUUAUCUCUUUUUUCUCUCUGUCUUUGUCUAUGUGCAAUCUUGUACCUCUCACUCUCAGUAACCAAGAAGUAAAACAAAGAUCUGCUUCAUCGUCAUCCAAUGGUCAAUAGUUUCAUGGCCCAAAUACAGUGACAAAAUAGCAAAAAAUAGAAGGUAAAAAAAUGGAAUCAGAAAGACCCUAUCGCACUACAAGCACCAAUAGUAGCAGCAAUAGUAGCACCACAAGCGAGCUCUUCAUUUGCUUCACUUCACGACUCUCUUCUUCUUCUUCCAUGAAGCUCUCCUCCAAAUCUAUUCUCAGUCCAGGCCGUACUAGAGAACCAUCUCAAAUCUCUCUCUCCUCCUCUCUAAGCCGAAGACUAAGAAGCAACGGUAGCAUGAAGGGAGGCCAAGCCUCGCCAAUGUUCCCAACUGGGGCUAAGAAAAGAGGCUGUGCUUUUGAAAACCCAGAGCCCUCUUCACCCAAAGUCACCUGUAUUGGCCAGGUGAGAGUCAAAACCAAGAAGCAAGGGAAAAAGUUGAGAACUAGAUCGAAAAGAAGAGGGGAAGCGAGCUUUCGAAGAGUGGAGCAGCAAAAUACAAGUCUUAAUGUUACACAACAAGAGGUUAACGUUCAGAAUAAUAGUCAGUUUCAAAGCCAACAGCUUUUACAACAACAACAACAACAGCAGCAGCAGCAGCAUGAGUGUUCGCCGCAUAGGAAUCAAAGGUGGGUGCAUUUACCAGUGACAAUAUGUGAAGGUUUGAGGGCUUUUGGUGCUGAGUUUAAUUGUUUCCUGCCGUGUCGGUCUUCGUGUAUGAGGGAAAAGGAAGAGAAAGCUGAGAGAUCGGAGGGUGGUGGAAAUGGGAGUUCUUGUGGAGCGGUGUUUGCGAGGUGGUUGGUGGCGAUGCAAGAAAAUGAAGGGAAAGGUGGGAGGGAGAUAGAGUUGGUGGUGGGAGAAGAAGAAAGCGAGACAGAGAGUGUGAGGAGAAAGAGUAGGAGGGAGAUUUUUGAAGGUAUUGAGAUUAAGGAAGAGAGGAUUGAGGAGGAAGACCAAGAGGAAGGGAGAGUUAGUAUUUGUGUUCCGCCCAAGAAUGCUUUGUUGCUCAUGAGGUGUAGAUCUGACCCUGUUAAAAUGGCGGCUCUGGCUAAUCGGUUUUGGGAGUCUCCGGUUCAUGACGAAGAUGAAGAUAAAGAUGAGGAUAAUGAAAAUGUGGAACACGAAGAAGGAGAAGAACAACAACAACAACAACAACAAUAUAGGGAUUUGGAAGAAAGGCAAAGUAAAGUUGAGGUGGAUGAGGUUUCUGAUAGUCAAGAGCAUGGAUACCCAGAAGAAAAGGCAAACUUGGUUUUAGAAGAAGAAGCAGCAGAAAAAAUAGUAGUGGAAGAAAACCCAGAGCUUCAACAGCACCCAGAAGAGCAAGAAAACCAUGAAGAAGAAAAAUUACAAGUAAAAGAAGAGUUGUUUGAGGAGGUGAACCAGCCAGUACCAGAACCAGAACUAAAACAAGAACCAGAGGCUCUUGUAGAUCCCGAGGUUUUUGAACAUAAUGUAGUACUUCAAGAAAUUGAGGAUGUACAAGAAAAUGAAGCAGAGGCAGAAGAUGAAGAAGAAGAUGAAGAAGAAGCAAGCUUUUCCUCUUCUACUUUAGUUUCCAUACAUUCCGAGCAAGAAUCAGAAGCACAAGCACUAGAAGAAGAAGAAGAAGAAGAAGAAGAAGAGGAAGAAGCAAGGGUUGAGGCUUUAGACGAGGAUGAAGAUAAAGAAGAGUCACUGUCUGGGACGCCUUGGGAAGACGAAGAGACAGUGACCCAUGAAAGAUUCGAACCCCAAGAAAAAGAAGAAGAAGAAGACGACCCGAAUACCCACGAGAAGGAGCCGGGUAUAGAAGAGUCAAAGUUCCGAGAAAGUCAACAACGAAAGCCUGAGAGAGAAAGAGAAAGCUCAGUGUUACCAGACUGCUUGCUUCUAAUGAUGUGUGAGCCAAAGCUUUCCAUGGAGGUAUCCAAAGAAACCUGGGUUUGCAGUACCGACUUCAUCCGAUGGCUCCCAGAGAGACCCAUCAAGAAAACCAACGGCGGAGAUGGAAAAGACCCCAAAAAAAGAGUGAUCAGCGCCGCCACCGAGGACAACUCUAAAAAUCCUGCGCCACCUACGCACACGGCGGCGCCGCACCACUUGCUACUUCAGCCGCCGCGUUCUUCGUGUUCAUUUCCAGCUGCGGUGGCGGCUCCGGGAGCAGGAGUGUCGAUGGCGACUAUGAUAGAGCAGAAGCUGGUGGGGGCAAAGGGGUACGAGCCGUUUGUGUUGACACGCUGUAAGUCGGAGCCGAUGAGGUCUUCGGCUAAGUUGAUGCCGGAGCCUUGUUUUUGGAAGAAUAGGAAGCUGGAGCCGCACCGCCCGGCUACGCUUGGAGUCGGCGCGGCUGGGGUUGGGUUCUGAGCUGAGCUCUGACCAAGGUAAUUAUUAGAAUCUGGUAAAAUAAAAAGUGUGACAAAUGGUUAGUGGUUUUAGUUUUACUUUACUGUAGGGUUUGCAGGACAGGUUUAGCUUUUUACUGCUCCCGUAUGUUUGUACAUCUUUGUUUAUUGAUUUCCAAGCAAUUAUUAUUAUUAUUAUUUUUUUCCCUUUAA
Quercus robur (English oak) is the source of this 2704-nucleotide messenger RNA. RefSeq lists its product as uncharacterized. The record is from RefSeq and is a predicted model, not a curated record. The coding region runs from base 249 to 2513 and encodes 754 amino acids. The transcript has a single exon. Lineage: Eukaryota; Viridiplantae; Streptophyta; Magnoliopsida; Fagales; Fagaceae.